This is a messenger RNA of Argiope bruennichi, 2980 nucleotides long. RefSeq lists its product as uncharacterized. The transcript has a single exon. Bases 73 to 2724 code for a protein of 883 amino acids. Lineage: Eukaryota; Metazoa; Arthropoda; Arachnida; Araneae; Araneidae. The record is from RefSeq and is a predicted model, not a curated record.
UGGCACUAAUUUAUAUGCGAAGACUUAUUUUAUAUAGCAUUUAUUUACUGUGUGCUUGGAUUAUAUUUUAAUAUGCGGGCUAUAAAAUUACAUGCAGAUGAUUCUGAACUGUUUAAUCACAAUUUAGACGGGGAAAAACAUGCUUUUUUCCGUAAUCAUUUGCCUGCUUUCAAAAGAAUGUGGAAUGAAGAAGGCAGAGUGUAUUGGCUACGUUUUUUAAUCACAUUCAAAAUGCAUUUUGAAUCUAAUCUUCAUCAACGGACAGCUGGUGAUAGGCUUAUGAAUUUUAUAUUCAUAUACAUUCAUAAACAGUUUGUGGAAGCUUCCUACAGUACAGCAAAAACUUUUAUUGAAAAUAUUUUUAUAGCUGCCAAGCAUUUUCAUAAUUUGCCUGAACAGAGCUUCACAAAAAAUCCUUUCUAUACAAAGGAAAGUAGAGAAGCAUUUCGAGCUCUUUUGGGUAAACCUGAGUUGGAUGAUGAAAUUCCUGUUCCUGUAAUGGGUUUUGUUUGCUCUGUAUACUUUGAAUUCACUAGUGCAGUUUGUGCUAUCUUAAAGAAGUGGUUACAGGAUUUUGAUUUGUCUGAAGAAGAAAAAAAGAAAAUUGAUUAUACUUUAUUUUAUUGGAGACCUUGCAGUGAUUGGGAAGAAAAGAAUUUUUAUGCUGGGUGUUUUGAAAAGUACCUAGCAAAUUACUGGAAAGAAGAACUACCCAAAAUGUUGCUCACAUGUAAUAUUCAUAACAUUUUUAAUAACCAUAUUACUGAAAGGUGUUGCGAUUAUGAAAAAGAUAUGAAUGUCUUUCAUUUGUUAAGAGAUAGACCUGGAGUUUCUAGUCGAUUUUGCAUUCCUUAUCUAAAGCUUUUAAAACCUACUGUUGUUUCCUGUGGAGCGCAUAAUAAUUGCCGUCUAAAGAUUUUGCAUGAUGAUAAGUGUCUUGAACCAUAUUUGUGUGAAGGUAUUCCACCAUGUAUUGUAACAUGUGAAGUGACAAGUAAAAGGCAAAAUCAGAGUAAAGAAAUUAACGAAGCAAAUCCAUGGAAGAAGCUGAUUGUCGAAACCUUUGCUUCUAAAGAUGCUAAUAGACGGACAGUUUCCACUCUUGUUCAGUCAGAUGGUAUACAGAUUGAGACUUACCUUCAUGAAAAAGAGGAUGCCGAAGGUGAAUCAAAAGAAUGUGUCGAAGAAAUGGCAGAUGACUUUCUGUGUGUGCAUGAUGCUGAAUUUCGAAAUAAUUAUAAUCAACUGAAACGUAAAGAACAAUUAAAGAAACGGUUGAGAUCAAAAUUGAAUAAAAGGUAUUAUUUUGAUCCCAAAGAUUAUGAGGAUCCUGAAUUUUGUUGGGGUUUAUAUGAACAAGCCCAACAAGCUUGGAUUUGUGACAUGUGUGAAGGAAAUUUCAAAGAAGUAGUGCAUGCCAAAGCUAAAGAUGUUCGCCAUUCAGGUUCUUUUGCUUGUGUACGAAGGGCUUUAACAUCAGUAGCAGUUGGAACGGGAGACUUAGUUAUUGGACGAGUUGUGAUUCCAUCGGGUUUACCCUGUUCUCAAUCAAAUGGAAAUUGCUCACAGUCUCAUGAGAAAAGGGAUUCAAAAAUAAAAUCUAAGAAAUCUAAAUCAAAGAAAAAGAAAGGAAAUGCUGGCAAUUCAACUAAGUCUCAUAGUGAUUCUGCUAGCAUUAGCAUGACAGCUAUUUCUGGAGAUCCAAUUUCUCAAAUUGUUGACAUGAAAAUGAAAACUGAUACCAAAAGUACUUCUAUCAUGCAUGAUUCAAAAUGCUGUGAUAAACAUCUGGGAUUAAAUAAAAGUCAUUCUAUUAGUUCUGAAAUUAAAACUGAUGUGAAAUCGACUACUAAUGAGCUUAAAUCCACAUCAAAACUUACAACUUCAGUACAAACUGAAAAUUCUAAAACGGUAUCUUCUUCAAAGGAGGAAAUUAUUAAUUCUUAUAAAACUGAUGUAAUAUCUGUAAGUAAUUGUGUAAGUAUUGUUGAAACAAGUACAUCUGUGGUAUCCAAAAGGAUGGUUAAAACUUCAAACAAUGCUGCAGUGGAUACAGAAAUUGCAGUCUCCUUUGAGGAUACAAAUAAAGUCAAUGGUACAAUUGAAUCAUCAGCCGAAGAUAUCUCAGAAAUUGAUUCUGUAUUUCCUGCUGUGCAAGAUUUCGUUAAUGAUUCUGAACAGUGUGAUGAAAUUGAGAUUAAUGAUUCUUUACCACCUACAACUGCCAGUAAUGUGAUCACAUUGUUAAAUAGUAGUGAUGUAGACUCUCAAGUAAAUGAAAAAAAUAGAGAGGAAUUUGACUCACUCGAGAGAGCUAAAGUAAUGGAUGUUUUAAUUGGGAGUGAAGCUCUUGAACUUACUGACGAUUGUGGGAGUCCAAAACUCCAGGAUAAUUUUGAAUCACCAAAAGAUGAUGGAACUGUGGAUGAAUUUUUAACACUUAUUGGUUGCCUUAAAAAACCAGUUGGAAAGCUUGCAGAAGAAGAUUCUGUUAGUCAAGAACUUCAGGCAAAGGAGGUUGUGAGUGCUGAAAAAAAAGUAAAGCUAAAGACAUGUGCUUUUUGUGGGAAAAAAGAGGUUCAGGCAAAAUCGUUCAAAAGAUGUGCUCGUUGCAAGAUUGAGAAAUUUGUCCAACAACGCUACUAUUGUUCCAGAUCAUGCCAGUUGGAAGAUUGGGAAGAAUCACACCGUGAUGAACACUCUAGAAAAGCUGAACAGUUGUAAAUGUAUUGAUCAUAUUAAAUAAUUUUUUAAAAACUUUUUUUCAAUAUUGAAAAUGUUAAUUUUUUUAAUCCCUUAACAAUUUGUAAAAAUAUUAAUAAUGUAAAUUAAAGACUUUGUUGUAAUUAAAAUUGAAAUUCUGUUUAUUUUAAAGACUGUAUCUAUUUUAUUAUUAAGUACGUUAAGGGAUUAAUGAAAUCACUGCACCAGUAAGUAAGUGCUAUUUUUUUUUUGUAAUUUUUUUUUUAAUUGCAACAUU